AUGUCCGAGGAGGUGUUCCAAUUGCAGGAAGCCUUACGGACGAACCAGCUGCAGAUCAAGAAUGCCUUGCAAAGAAGGCGGCACAGUAAGAAGCGCGAAGCUUCUGGUGGCUUGGGCCCUGCUGGACAGAAAGCAACCAUAGCUGUAUACCUGCUGAGCGACCAGAAUCUGGAACUCAGCGUGCGUAUGUUGCAGCACUGGGCUGCAGCUGCGUCGCCAAGCUCCAUGGACCCUGGUCGCAUCGUGGAGGACUUGGUCUUGCAAACACCAAUGGAAACAUUGAGGCAAACCUUUGCACCUGAGACGCAAGAGUGGCGACUGGCAGUGGCCCGGGCUAAGAAGUUUCUAGCUGAAGCUACCGCUCGUGACUGGGUAGCGCAACUGAAUGUUGGUCAUGGCGUGGCACCUUCGGCUACUGAAGUAUACUGGCAGUAUGAAUCGGUUCUGAAAGGCACUGACCCUGAAGCACGCCUGCCUGCCGCACGAAUGGUGCGCAAGUGGGUUUGUUGCUGGCGUGGCCGCUGGGGCGUUCGCCGCGGCGCCAUCCGACCAAAGUUGCACAUUGAAACGCCCUUGCUACAAGCAAAGGCUCUAGGGAUAGCUGUGAUGCGCGGCCAAGCCGCAUUGCCGCAGACAAACCUGAAAGUGCUAGCACAGCAAUCGGCGUGGAACUCUUCUCCUUGCAUGGUGCAGAUUCUGGAAGAAGUUGCAGCUGUCAUCAAAAGUGUGUGCAGCGCAGGGACCCAAGGGGUCUUGCUGUUAGAUUGUGCGCCAUGUCAUUUGACGCCAAGUGUCCUGAAGGCAGCUGCAGUGUCUGGCCUGCAACUCGCGUUCGUGCCAGCCAGUGCCACGCAUGUGGCUCAACCCUUGGACGUGGCAGCAUUCAGUGGCUUCAAGAAAUGGCUUCAAAAAGAGCAUCGCUCUCUGCGCAGCACUUCUCCUGAUGGCUUAAUUAAUCCAUUGGCUUGGGUGUGGCAUGUCAUGCAAGCCCCUCGUAGCUUCUUCGCAGCCAAGCCGUGGAAAGCAGCUUUUGCUGGAGUUGGAUCAGCUCCACAGCAAGAGAUGUCAAGUUUAAACGCAAGCAUCCGGCAGCUCAUGGGGAACCCAAGUAGCUUGCCCGAUGAUAGCAAGCCGAAGCCAGCUGAGCUGGCGUGUAUGUGGCCAAAGAAACGGUGCAUGAAACACAUGCAGAAACUCUUGUAA
Messenger RNA from Cladocopium goreaui, 1203 nucleotides. Lineage: Eukaryota; Dinophyceae; Suessiales; Symbiodiniaceae. The record is from the annotation of a GenBank genome assembly.